CAUCUAUGGACCCUCCAACGACCCUACCUUGUUUCCCGUCAGACGUUCCACCGGAUAUAUCCGAUCAUUUUCCAAACUCGAUGCGAAGCCGGACAUUAGCAAAUUAGCCCUGUUUUACACCAACGGCAGCUAUGGAGCGUCUUUUCAGAAUAUUUUCGGGGUUCAGACAUUCUUUGAGACAUCGCGACGUUUUGUGUGUAAGUGUUCUGUUGUGUCUACAAGGUGUGUUAUGUUUCAACGUGGACACUGGUGACUCUACCUCUCGGAUUCUCACGUCGGACUCUGGCAGUCUGUUCGGAUUUUCCCUGGACUUUCACACGGACGGGGGGAACAUAUGGUUAUUAUCUGGCGCACCGCGGGCCAACACGAGCCAGCCGGGGGUGGUGCGGGGAGGCGCCGUGCUGCGCUGCGAGGUGGACCCGGCACAGCCUGACUCCUGCACCCAGAUCAACUUCGACUCUACAGGCUCAGAGACGGUUGACGGCUUCCAGGACCAAAAGUCGGACCAGUGGUUCGGCUUUUCCGUCAAGAGCGCAUCUCCUGCAAAAGACGCGGUCGCUGCCUGUGCACCGCUGUACGUGUUCUACGCUCAACGUGACGACACACGUGACCCUGUUGGCAACUGUUUCCUAGCAACCAACGGGAUGACAGCCUUCGACAGCUACUCCCCCUGCCGAGCCCUGGACGCUCGUGCAUUAAAUGACAGGACUCAACACGGACAGUGUGAGAGCGGCUUCAGUCUGGACUUCAGCAAGGACUCAGAGGAAGUGUUGGUGGGUGCAGUGGGGGAUCAGUACUGGGCAGGCACGUUGUACACCCUGGACCUGGACAAUACGAACGACCCCUACAAUAACGAUAUGUACUCAGCACUCCCAUCUGUCAAUGAAGAUGACUUCCACCUCGCCUACUCAGUAGCAUCAGGUGAAUUCACAGGAGAUGGAACCCCAGACUAUGUGGUGGGUGUCCCAAGAGCUGGUGGAGAUCCAACAUCAGAAAACCCCAACUUUGUUGCAGGGCAGUUGCGAAUCUUGUCCAAGGGACCAGGAAGGCGACUAGAAACACUUUCGACAGACCCAGCCGCUCUGGAAAGCAACCAGUUUGGUUCAAACUUUGGAUACUCUGUGAUUGUACAAGAUGUAAAUAAUGAUGGUCUUGAUGACAUCAUCACAGGGGCACCCAUGUACAGUAGCGAGGGGUUCCAACAUGUCGACCUGGGCGCAGUUUACGUCUACCUGCUGACGCAAGCAGCUCAGACGCCAACUUUCAGUGCACCUACUGUACUUAUGGGGAAGUCUGCUAAGGGGCGCUUCGGAACAGCCCUCGCUGCUUUAGGGGAUAUCAACCAAGAUGGAUUCAAUGACAUUGCAAUAGGAGCGCCAUACGAGGGACUGGAGGCUGGCAGUAACUGGGGAUCUGUGUACAUCUACCAUGGUUCAGCCAAUGGCAUCAGGGCAGAGAAACCUGCACAGGUCCUGAGGGCCUCAGAUUUCUCAACUGACUUGAAGGCCUUUGGGUUCUCCCUGGCUGGAGGAAUGGACAUCGAUGGUAACCAGUAUCCAGACAUGGCGGUUGGUUCAUAUUUGACAGACAGAGCUGUUGUUCUAAGGUCUCGACCAAUCGUGAACAUGGCUCCCAGCCGCCAGGUCCUGACAGUGGAGCCAGAACUGAUCAACUUGGAGAGUAAGGCCUGCGCUAAGGACGGUGUCAACGUGACAUGUUUUGACGUGUCUGUGUGUUUCACCUAUGAUGGUGUCAACGUGCCAAACCAAAUAAAUGUGGAUGUAGAGAUCGCCCUGGACGUGCAGCAGAACGUGAAACGUGCCAUGUUCCAGAGCAGCAACAGUCCCGUGGAACGUUUCGUCGGGUACAUGGUCAACAAAGGGUCGUCCUGCUCUCUCAUACAGGAGAAAGCACUCAUACAGAACGACAUUCAGGACAAGCUGAACCCCAUAGUUGUGAGAGUGAAGUACGGCCUGACUGCACCUACAGGUGUGCAGGUGGGGCAGCUCACACCUGUUCUCAACGACAACAAACCCACCUUGGAAACACAACAGGUCAGCAUCCUGAAGGAUUGUGGUCCCGAUGACAAGUGUGUCCCAGACUUGAAGAUCACGUCAGCAUCAGCCACCCCGGAGGUUGGAGUGUAUGUUGGAGACCUGAACACAGAGCUGGUGCUGACUGCGGUUGUGGAGAAUGUGGGUGAAGGUGCAUACGUGUCAACGCUGUCGCUGUCACCACCGGCUGGCGUGGACUACAUCGGCGGGGACAUCACGCUGUCGUUCCACACUUUUUUAUCCCAGAGAGGGACUACAAACUGUGACCUUCUGGUGGUGGUCGACGACAGCAAGGUCGUGCAGUGUCCUCUGGGAAACCCAUUCCAAGGUCGUGCGACAGCCAUGCUGCGUUUCUCCACCCUGUCGCUCGUUGGUGCUGACAACAGUCUCUCCUUCCUAUUCUAUGCCAACAGCACCAAUGAAGAAGCUGUUGGAACACUGGCAGACAACACCAAGGAACUGGCUGUACCAGUCAAGGUUAAGGCUGCAGUCUCACUACUGGGAGCGUCCAUCCCUGAGCAGGUCGUGUUCACACAGAGAGCAGACAGGCCCAACCCCAUCACCAAGCAGGUGGAUGUGGGGCCGGAGGUCACGCACAACUACGAGGUCAGCAAUCAGCCUUUUCCUCAGUUUGCUUUCCUUUCUUCCUUUCUUUCUUUCCUCCAAAUUUAUUAG
Branchiostoma floridae (Florida lancelet) is the source of this 2729-nucleotide messenger RNA. Its product is annotated as integrin alpha-5-like. NCBI's taxonomy places the organism in Eukaryota, Metazoa, Chordata, Leptocardii, Amphioxiformes, Branchiostomatidae. The transcript is spliced from 25 exons. Bases 132 to 2729 code for a protein of 865 amino acids. The record is from RefSeq and is a predicted model, not a curated record. Gene Ontology annotation, biological process: cell-cell adhesion; cell-matrix adhesion; integrin-mediated signaling pathway. Gene Ontology annotation, cellular component: external side of plasma membrane; integrin complex. Gene Ontology annotation, molecular function: integrin binding.